AUGGAAAACAACAAGGAUAAACCAGUUUCAAAGGAAGAGCAACCUUCCGCCGAAGAACAACAAAAGCAAUCGAUUCCUGCUCCUAUUCCUGAGAAGAGCGCUUGGAAAGUUGAAGUAACAGAGAAAAUAUCUUCCGAGAUUAGCGAAGUUGCUGCAGACUGGCCCGCUCCCAAGGAUGCCGCCGCAGAGACCAGCAAUGUUGAAGAGAAUGACAAGUUUGUUACACCCAAAGUUAAGAACAAGGGACAAUGGAAGCCUUUCACACCCACCAUUGUUCAUGCUUCAUCAUCUGCUUCUCGCUCAUCUCCUCGUAGAAGCAACCGUCGUGCCAAUGGCGAGGUUCGCACCAACAAAAAGUCCAGCACCGCACGCAGAGGAUCCAAGUCAAAGGAAACCACCAACAACACUACUGCCUCGGCCAACAAGGACAACAAGGAGACCAAGCCUGUCAAAGAUGAUGAAAAGAAGCCCAAAGCUCGUUCAAUCCGCCCCAAGAACUCUUAUCGCAAUGGUCAACGUAAAGUCCCAGCUUUCGUCAAUGUCGAUGCCGAUACACUCAAGAUGUACAUCAUGCAACAAAUUGAAUACUACUUUAGCGUCGACAACUUGUGUAAGGAUGUGUUCUUGCGUCAACAAAUGGAUUCCAAUGGUUUCGUUGAUUUGAGCUUCAUUGCCAAUUUCAAUCGUGUCAAGGGUUUGACCACUGAUCUCGAUUUGAUCCGUGAAGCUUUGGACAACAGCCAAAUUCUCGAAGUAAAGGGCGAAAAGUUGCGCAAGAGAGAAGGUUGGGAGACCUGGCUCAUGCCCGCUGUUAUUCCUGGCCCUACGCCUGUCAAUCCCACUAUUCCCAAGCCAACCACCACCGCCGCUGAGGUUGCCAAGCAGAACGCCCCUGCUAACCCUCAACCCACAUUAGCUUCUUUGGCUGGUACCACCUUAUUGCCUGCUGUUGUUCCCAAAUUGGCUGAACGUCGCAAGUCUGUAGCCAAGCCUCAACAAAAGGAAGAAGACGAUUUGUUUGAUUUUGAUGAGGACGAUGAUUUCAUUGAUGGUCGCCGCAACGAUACUGUCAAGAAAUACUACCUUUCUGACGAAGAAGAUGAGGAUGACGAUGAUCUUGAAAUGGAUGAUGAGACAGUUGCUCGUAUCAUGAUUGUUACUCAACGCAAAACUGAUCGCACUCAUACCAACUUCAACCGUGCAAAGAUCAAUGAAGACAUCUCUGAUAUGAUCAACGAAGGUCUCUAUCAAUACGAGUCUGGUCUCGGUGGAGCCAAGCAAAACAUCACCAAGGUUGGCUCUGUCGGCAAGGAUCAAUUUGAUCAAUUGAAGCAACGUGAACAUCAACAUGGCGAACAAGUUGGCGCUCAAAUCUCCAGCACUACCAUCACCGCCAAGCCCAUCAAGAAGAAUGAGAAGACCACUCCUCGUUUCUAUGCUGUUCGUCCCGAAUCUCUUCCCAGCUCUGCCUUCUUUGGCACCACGCCUACCAAGACUAACGAUCAAGGCCAUGUCGGUUGGGUUUUGAGUGAUCAAGCCUACCAUUACAACCCCAAUGACUUGUUAUCUACUAGCUAUGGCAAGUCUCCUGCUGCUGACGGUAUGCUCUCCAGAUCUAUGGAUAUGGCCCACUCCUUUGGUAACUUCCAACAUCCUAGCCACGAGUUAUUACGUGAGAAGGGCUUUGUUCAACACAAAUACUACAAGUACCACGCCAAGGCAUUGAGAGAGCGCAAGCAAUUGGGUGUUGGCCAUUCUCAAGAGAUGAACACAUUGUUCCGUUUCUGGUCUCACUUCUUGCGUGAUCACUUCAACAAGCGCAUGUACAAUGAAUUCAAGAGAUUAGCAGUGGAGGAUGCCAAUCAAAACUACAGAUAUGGUUUGGAAUGUCUUUUCCGUUUCUAUUCCUACGGUCUUGAGAAGCGUUACCGCAAGGAGCUUUUUGAAGAUUUCGAGGAAUUAACAUUAGCUGAUUAUGAGAGAGGACACUUGUACGGUCUUGAAAAGUUCUGGGCAUACACUUAUUACCGCAAGGAUAAGAAGAAGAGAGAGCUCAAGAUCAACGAUCAAUUGACUCAAUUAUUAUCGAAAUACAAGUCUGUUGAGGAUUUCAGAAAUGCCGAAGCACCCAAGUCUGAGGCUGAUGAUACCUACAAGGUGCCUUUCCAUGGUAAGGCUAGAGGUAGUGUUAGUGGACCCUCUGGUGCUGCUGCUCCCAACGCUUCCAAUGCCACACCUGCCACAGCAACUGCUUAA
Messenger RNA from Mucor velutinosus, 2256 nucleotides. RefSeq lists its product as uncharacterized. The transcript has 5 exons. Lineage: Eukaryota; Fungi; Mucoromycota; Mucoromycetes; Mucorales; Mucoraceae. Gene Ontology annotation, molecular function: RNA cap binding. Bases 1 to 2256 code for a protein of 751 amino acids. The record is from RefSeq and is a predicted model, not a curated record. Gene Ontology annotation, biological process: mRNA stabilization; positive regulation of translation. Gene Ontology annotation, cellular component: cytosol; cytoplasmic stress granule.